Molecule: messenger RNA, 4888 nt
Organism: Phialemonium atrogriseum
Lineage: Eukaryota; Fungi; Ascomycota; Sordariomycetes; Cephalothecales; Cephalothecaceae
Product: negative regulator of mitotic exit
Exons: 4
Coding region: 249-4727 (1492 amino acids)
Molecular function (GO): protein binding
Source: RefSeq, a predicted model, not a curated record
UUGAGCCUCGACCCCUUUGCAGCUUUUCGCACCUCUCCGCCGUCCAGUUGGCUUUGCCGCUGCCGCCGAAUCUGAUCACCACCACCACCACAAUCAGCGUCUACCCGCUCAUCCGCAACGGCCCUUCGCAGCGACGAUCCCGAAAACGAGAACAGGAGGGACAGGCAAACCUGCACUCGAGGCUGUGCAUUGGAGGCAAAGGCAGGCAGCUCAGCUGAGAUCUCGUCUGCCGAGCGGCUCCAACCGCCAUGGCCUUCCUUUUCAAAUCCAAGAAGAACCAGGACAGGUCACUCACCAGCCGAGAUGGCCCUCCGAGCUCGCAGUCGUCCUUGCAGGGCGCAACUGCGCGCGUGGCCCGGGAGGAGAAGAGCUCCCACCAGAGGUCGACACCGACAGGCAGUCUGAAUUCGCUGGAUAACGAGGGCAGCAUGGGCAGUCCGGAGAAUCAUGCCUACGGGCGUCCGCGCGGCCAGAGUACGGACCAGACGUCGCAAUCGUCCCCGAAGCAGCAGCCCCAACUGCAGGCGAGUGAUUUACCGUUCCGAAAUAAUGGCCAGAUGGUCACCAACCCCAACGCCUCCCUCUAUCCUUGGUCUCAGCGGAGAAUCACUUACACCUCGUCCCACCCGAGUCCCUUUCCUCGAUACGGCGCCGCGGUCAAUUCGGUCUCCUCCAAAGAAGGCGACAUCUAUGUCAUGGGCGGGUUGAUCAACAGCUCCACAGUCAAGGGCGACUUGUGGCUGAUCGAGGCCGGUGCGAACAUGGCAUGCUACCCGCUUGCGACGACGGCGGAAGGGCCUGGCCCGAGGGUUGGGCAUUCAAGCUUGCUUGUCGGGAAUGCCUUCAUCGUCUACGGAGGUGACACCAAAAUUGACGAGGCGGAUGUGCUUGACGAGACGCUCUACCUGCUGAACACCUCUACACGACAGUGGUCCAGAGCUCUGCCGGCCGGGACCCGGCCAUCUGGCCGGUACGGACAUUCCUUGAACAUCAUCGGUUCUAAGAUCUAUAUCUUUGGUGGCCAGGUCGAGGGCUACUUCAUGAACGAUCUUGCCGCCUUCGAUCUCAAUCAACUGCAGAUGCCGAAUAACAAGUGGGAGAUGCUCAUCUCAAACAGUGACAGUGCUGUUCCGCCACAGGGGAAGACACCCCCCGCCAGAACUAAUCAUUCGGUGGUGACCUACAAUGACAAGAUGUACCUCUUCGGCGGAACCAACGGCUUCCAAUGGUUUAAUGACGUCUGGUGCUACGAUCCCACGACGAACCUCUGGACCCAGCUGGAUUGUAUAGGGUACAUUCCAAUUCCGAGGGAAGGACAUGCGGCUGCGAUUGUCGACGACGUUAUGUAUAUCUUUGGCGGCCGGACAGAGGAAGGCUCGGAUCUCGGAGACCUUGCGGCUUUCCGAAUCUCAUCCCGCCGUUGGUACACGUUCCAGAACAUGGGGCCGUCGCCAUCGCCCCGGUCAGGACACAGCAUGACCGCUGUUGGCAAGGCAGUAGUCGUGGUUGGUGGUGAGCCAAGCUCGGCGGCUACCUCCGUCAGCGACCUCGGGUUGGUUUAUUGUCUCGAUACAAGCAAGAUCCGCUACCCGAACGACUCCCAGGCCAGCUCCAAUUCUCAGAAAGCCCCAGCCGCCCGGCGCCCGGGUGCCAACGAACCCAUGACUCUGAAUGCAACCAGAGCCCUGGCAUUGCGCGACGGCUCUGUAGGUCCACCUGCGGAUUCCAAGCGACUUAUCGGUGCCGCCGCUAGAGAGGGGAGCGGCGUGAAUAGCCCCAAUGGUACGAGAAUCACGAAUGGUGCCGAAGUAAACGGGGUGAACGGGGCACCCAAUCCUUCCGGCUCGAAACUCCCCAGAGUCGCUCCUCCGAUCGGCCCUGCUGGUCCACCGCCACAGGGUCAACCUCCCAGACCGGCGUUGAACACUGUGGUUAGCAGGAGCAGGAACGCCUCCACGGAACGAGGCGACUCUCAACAACGGUCUCCGGUCACGACUAGCCUGACUCAGUCCCCCGUCGUCCAGCAAGGACCCACUACCAAAGGGAACGAGAGCCCUGUGACCAAUGGAACGCGGACGCCAACUCAGCAAGCACAAGCAGCGAGGUCCGUGUCCAAGCCAGCCGAGCCCAUCACAGCAGCCGAUGUGCCAAAACCGAAGCCGUCCAGGCAAGGCCGAUCUCAAGGCUCUGUUGACAGCUCCACGGAACCAGCCCUGAAGACUGUCGUGCAACGACCGUCCUCGCCUCCGCCUCCCACCCGCCAAACCAGCAACCCUCUCUCCAGGAGGUCGUCUGCAAGGAAUUCGCAGACGGUGGCGGUUCUGAAGGAGUUGGAUUCUGCGCGAAAUCGGAAUGCAUGGUACGCAUCGGAACUGGAACUCGCGAGGAAGGCUGGCUACGUCACCAGCGCGUCCCUAAGCCCCGUCCUCGACGGCCGGGGCGCAGAAACCUUUGACGACGACGACAAGCCUUUGAUCGAGGCCCUUCUUGCAAUGCGGUCAGAACUGGCUAAUGUCCAGAGCUCCAUUGACAAGCAAGCAAUACUCGCCGCCAAGCAAAUCGCGGAAGCCGAGAAGCAGCGGGACGCUGCCAUUCACGAGGCGAUAUAUUCGAAGGCCAAGUUGGCAGCGUACGCGGGAAGUGCGGCAAGCACCCCCCAACUGGGCAGUCACAGGGAUAGCGAUGACCACGUCACCAAUAUAAACAGGAAGCUCGCCACGUCGCUCAACACUCAGAAAGAGUUGCAAGCCCAUUUGGACCGCCUGGCCGCGGAGGUGGAGGCGGAGAGGAAGGCACGGAAGCUGGCUGACGACACUUCAAACGCGGCGCAGAAGAGGAUGGCAGACCUGGACGCGUACAAGCAACAGACCUCCCUGGAGGUCGAGCGACUCAAGGCCGAGCUGCACCUAGCGCAGCGCGAAGCCCGGGAACAAGCAGUCCAGGCGGCAGAGGCCGUGGCAGCAGCACAGAUGCUCCGGCUCGAGACGGGCGAGCUCAAGAGCCAAUACGACGACGCCCUAGGAAGCUCGAGAGACAACGGCGAGACAUUUACUUCCCUCCGCGAGGCCAUGGCGGCGUCCGCAGAGAUGAAGACCCUCCUAGAGCGCAAGCUCGAAGAGGAGAAGAGCCAACGGGAGAACGUCGAGUCGAAGUUGGCCAAGCUCAAAUCGGAACACGAGGCCCGCACUGCGGAGCUGGUUGUGGCAACCCAGCGCCUGCGAGAUGCGGAAGAGCUUGCUGAACAGCAUGCCAACGAGGCUAGGUUACACCGGCAGGCCGUCCUAUCAGGUCUAGACAAGAUAUCGACUCGGGACGUCGGCAGAUCCAGUACUGCAGAUUCCGAUCGCGUCAGUGCCCUGCAGGGUCAACUGAACGCUGCCAAUGUCCUGGUCCGGAAAUAUCAACAAGAAGCGGAUAGCGCAUCCGACAAGCUGCGUAGCGCCGAAGAGCGCAUCGCCGGCCUCGAGGCCUACCAGGAGCAGGCGAGCCGCGAGGGCGUCUCGAUCCGGCGCCAACUCCAGAGUGCCCUGAGGGAUACGCAGACGCUUCAAGCCGCAAACUCGGACCUCAAGAACCAGCUUGCCAACCAGCAGCUGGAGACGAACGCCGUGACUGUCCAGCACAACACUCUCAAGGAUAUCCUGGGCGAGCGUGGCAUCUCCCCGACGAGUGCCGCCCGGUCACGCCGUCUUAGCAGCCCGCGUGAAGGUUCGCCAGAGCAAAUGCGCCUCCGCGAACUCGAGCAACGGCUAGCUACCACCGUGGCCGCCCAUGACGAGACCAAGGCCGUAGCUGCCAUGCAGGCCCAAGAAUCCGAGGCCGCCUAUCGUGAUAAGCUUGCCCAGCUCGAGAACGACUAUCAGUCCGCGGUCCACUACGUCAAGGGCACGGAGAAGAUGCUCAAGCAGCUUAAAGAGCAACUGGCGCGGUAUAAGACCGAGAACAGCCGGCUCAAGGAACAGAUCGUGGAGCUCGAAGACAAGGUCGAAGCCGGUUCGAAUCAGGUUGCCGAUUCUACGCCGGCAGAUUGGGAAGGCCAGAGGGAGGCUAUGCAGACCAAGAUCGACUCCCUCCAGGCCGAGCUGCAGGCAUCCGCCGCCAAGCUGGAGAACCAGAUGCAGUCGAUCAGGCAGGAGCUAGCCGAAACCCAACAAGAGCGGGACACGGCCGCUCACAGCAGCGAGGAGGCGACUCGUCUGCUCAGCGGCAGCAGGAAGGAUCUCGAGGAACUACAGCACGAGAACGCGCUCCUAGAGCGCCGGGCCCUGGACGCGGAACAGAAAGUCAGCCUGCUGCUUGAUCAGGUCGAGACCAGCGUCGACACGUACCGUCGGCGGAGCAGGCAAGUGGCGAGCAUGGGUUCGGACAUGAUUGCCGACGCGAGCCCCCCCGUCGGGGGCACCAACGGCGUUAGCCAUGCCAGGCAGGAGUCGAGCGAGGCGGGGAGCCUCUACGGGGGCCUCGGCGACGCGCGGAACAGCACGGCGCUGGACCACCUGGCAAGCGAGCUGGAGACGCUGCGGACGCACUGGGAGGCGACGAGCAAGAACUACCGGAUGAGCAGCACGUUUGACUUCGAAACGGCCGCCGGGCCCGGGGCGAUCGGGGCCAAGAAGGACGCGGGCCCGGGCCUCGGGCUGAGCGAGAGCCUCGCGGACUGGCGGAAGCGGCUCGACGAGGGGGUCAACGACGACGACGAGGGUCACCGCCGGGAAGCCGUCAGAUGAUGAGAGGCGGGAAUUUCCCGGCAUGGUCGACAAAAAGAUGGAAAUGAUAAUGUCUGGUGCACGCUUCCCCCUUCGAGGACUGGAUUCCCCUGUAAAAAUGUAUUAUCGGACGGUAAACACCGCCAAUGUACGGCUUGAUUACGGCUACCCCUCUGAAGAUA